Apodemus sylvaticus (European woodmouse) is the source of this 7924-nucleotide messenger RNA. It is a transcript of the gene Ptpn4, whose product is annotated as protein tyrosine phosphatase non-receptor type 4. NCBI's taxonomy places the organism in Eukaryota, Metazoa, Chordata, Mammalia, Rodentia, Muridae. The record is from RefSeq and is a predicted model, not a curated record. Gene Ontology annotation, cellular component: cytoplasmic side of plasma membrane; cytoplasm; cytoskeleton. The transcript is spliced from 27 exons. Gene Ontology annotation, biological process: protein dephosphorylation. The coding region runs from base 598 to 3399 and encodes 933 amino acids. Gene Ontology annotation, molecular function: cytoskeletal protein binding; protein tyrosine phosphatase activity.
GACGGGGAGUGCUUGAGAGAGGAGGAGGAGACGGAGGAGGCGGUGGAGGCGAGGGAGGAGGAGGAAGGAGAGGAGGAGGAGAAGGAGGAGGAGGGUGACCGAGGUUCUCCUUUGCACUCUCACACAGAGCCGUCUCCCCGGAGUCACCCGCCGCCUCACGCCCGCGCGCGCUUCCCUGCUCUGCGGACGCGACAUUGUUCUUUUAAGACUCCCGGAACCUGUCAGAAAUCGGGGCUCCGGACUUGAAGGAGACUUGACUUCGGGUCGCGGGUACCGCGGCACUUUUCGGGGCGCGUGUGAAGGGAUUAGCUCAUCUCGCCGCGAGGUGCGAGCGAGCGAGCGCGCGCCUCCCCGCGCACGCCGGCCCCGCCGCAGCCCCGCAGGAUGACGGGGUGCGGGCGGCCCGCGGCCGUGGCGCGGCCGCUGUGGCGGCGGCUGUUCGCGGGGCGCUGAGGGCGAGCAGCCCGACGCGGACCACGCGCCUCUUCCCCGCGGCCGCGAGCCGGGGCCUCCUGGAUUUUUUGUAUUUGGAUUUUUUUUUUCUUUCUCCAGCCGAGAGGACGCGGCUGUGCUAACGAAGGUUUUGUGUGGACAGUAAUGACCGCACGUUUCCGAUUGCCUGCUGGCAGAACCUACAAUGUCCGAGCAUCAGAGUUGGCCCGAGACAGACAGCAUACAGAGGUGGUUUGCAACAUUCUUCUUCUGGAUAACACUGUACAGGCUUUCAGAGUUAAUAAACAUGAUCAGGGGCAAGUUCUGUUGGAUAUAGUCUUCAAGCAUCUUGAUUUGACUGAGCGAGACUAUUUUGGUUUACAGUUGGCUGACGAUUCCACAGAUAACCCAAGGUGGCUGGAUCCAAACAAACCAAUAAGAAAGCAGCUAAAGAAGCUGUUUUUGUUAAUUCUAGGAGGAUCACCUUACAAUUUGAACUUUAGAGUCAAAUUCUUUGUAAGUGACCCCAACAAGUUACAAGAAGAGUAUACAAGGUAUCAGUAUUUUUUGCAAAUUAAGCAAGACAUUCUUACUGGAAGAUUAUCCUGUCCUUGUAACACUGCUGCCCUUUUAGCUUCAUUUGCUGUUCAGUCUGAACUUGGAGACUACAAUCAGUCAGAAAACUUGGCAGGCUACCUCUCAGAUUAUUCUUUCAUUCCUAAUCAACCUCAAGAUUUUGAGAAAGAAAUUGUAAAGUUGCAUCAGCAGCAUGUUGGCUUAUCUCCUGCAGAAGCAGAAUUUAAUUACCUAAACACAGCACGUACCUUAGAACUCUAUGGAGUUGAAUUUCACUAUGCAAGGGAUCAAAGUAACAAUGAAAUCCUGAUUGGAGUGAUGUCAGGAGGAAUUCUGAUUUACAAGAACAGGGUACGGAUGAAUACUUUUCUGUGGUUGAAGAUUGUAAAAAUUUCUUUUAAAUGCAAACAGUUUUUUAUUCAACUUAGAAAAGAAUUGCAUGAAUCUAGAGAAACAUUACUGGGAUUUAAUAUGGUGAAUUAUAGAGCAUGUAAAACCUUAUGGAAAGCGUGUGUAGAACAUCAUACAUUCUUUCGCCUGGACAGACCACUUCCACCUCAAAAAAACUUUUUUGCACAUUAUUUUACAUUGGGUUCCAAAUUCCGGUACUGUGGGAGAACUGAAGUCCAGUCAGUUCAAUAUGGCAAAGAAAAGGCAAAUAAAGACAGGGUAUUUGCAAGAUCUCCAAGUAAGCCUUUGGCACGGAAAUUAAUGGAUUGGGAAGUAGUCAGCAGAAAUUCGUUAUCUGAUGACAGGUUAGAAACACAAAGCCUCCCCUCCCGGUCUCCACCUGGAACUCCCAACCAUCGGAAUUCUUCAUUCACACAAGAGGGGACCCGGGUUCGGCCGUCUUCAGUUGGUCAUUUGGUAGACCAUGUGGUUCACACAUCCCCCAGUGAGGAUUUUGUAAGUCAGAGAUCUCCAUCAUCAACGCAAGCUAAUAGCAUAGUUCUGGAAUCUUCACCAUCACAGGAGACCCCUGAAGAUGGGCAGCCUCCAGCUUUACCACCCAAACAAUCUAAGAAAAAUAGUUGGAAUCAAAUUCAUUUUUCACACUCUCAGCAAGAUCUAGUCAACCAUACUAAUGAAUCCUUUGAUGUGCCCUCUUCCCCUGAAAAGUCCACUCCUAAUGGUGGCAUUCCACAUGAUAACCUUGUUCUAAUCAAAAUGAAACCUGAUGAAAAUGGAAGGUUUGGAUUUAAUGUAAAGGGAGGAUAUGAUCAAAAGAUGCCUGUGAUUGUGUCCCGGGUAGCACCAGGAACACCUGCUGACCUCUGUGUCCCUCGAUUGAAUGAAGGGGACCAAGUGGUACUAAUAAAUGGUCGGGACAUUGCAGAACAUACCCAUGAUCAAGUAGUCUUGUUUAUUAAAGCUAGCUGUGAGAAGCAUUCUGGGGAACUCGUCCUCCUCGUUCGUCCCAAUGCUGUAUAUGAUGUAGUGGAAGAAAAACUAGAAAGUGAACCAGACUUCCAGUAUAUUCCUGAGAAAGCCCCACUAGAUAGUGUCCAUCAAGAUGACCAUUCCUUGCGGGAGUCAAUGAUCCAGCUAGCUGAGGGGCUUAUCACUGGAACAGUACUAGCACAGUUUGAUCAACUAUAUCGGAAAAAACCUGGAAUGACAAUGUCUUGUGCCAAAUUACCUCAGAACAUUUCCAAAAACCGAUACCGAGAUAUUUCACCUUAUGAUGCUACACGGGUCCUUUUAAAAGGUAAUGAAGACUACAUCAAUGCAAACUACAUAAAUAUGGAAAUUCCUUCUUCAAGUAUUAUAAAUCAGUACAUUGCUUGUCAAGGGCCAUUACCACAUACUUGUAAAGAUUUUUGGCAAAUGACUUGGGAACAAGGCUCCUCCAUGGUUGUGAUGUUGACCACACAAGUUGAACGUGGCAGAGUUAAAUGUCACCAAUAUUGGCCAGAACCCCCAGGAAGCUCAUCCUAUGGCUGCUAUCAAGUCACCUGCCACUCAGAAGAAGGAAACCCUGCCUAUAUCUUCAGGAAGAUGACACUGUUUAAUCAAGAGAAAAAUGAGAGUCGUCAACUCACUCAGAUUCAGUACACAGCCUGGCCUGACCAUGGAGUACCUGAUGAUUCAAGUGACUUUUUGGAUUUUGUUUGUCAUGUACGAAACAAGAGGGCUGGAAAAGAAGAGCCAAUUAUUGUUCAUUGCAGUGCUGGAAUUGGAAGGACUGGGGUUCUUAUUACUAUGGAAACUGCCAUGUGUCUCAUUGAAUGCAAUCAGCCAGUUUAUCCACUAGACAUUGUCAGAACAAUGAGAGAUCAAAGAGCCAUGAUGAUCCAAACCCCUAGUCAAUACAGAUUUGUAUGUGAAGCUAUUUUGAAAGUUUAUGAAGAAGGCUUUGUAAAACCAUUAACAACAUCUUCAAAUAAAUAAGAAAACAAAAAGAUUGGAAUAAGUACUGGGAAACUGAUUUUGUUACGUUCACUGUGCCAUAAUACUGCUUGCAGGAAAUGGCCUCUCACACAAAACGUGAAGAACUCAAAAAGACUUGGAGAACUUCAGCACUACUGCACUUUAUGUUUUAAAACGUCACUCAAAACCUAUUGCUCACAUGGUUGACUAUUUUGUGCUUUUCUCUGAACAAAUAGUGGAAACCGAAAAGUUCAGAGUAAUUUAUAGAAUUUUGAGGUGUUGAUGUGUAGUCCCCUCUGGUAGAAUUGCCACAGAUAAGGCUCAGAAUUCUCAUCUCUGUUACACACCUGUACCUUGAAAGCAAAAUGGAGUAAACAUCAGGAGUCUGCUCUGGUCUUUUCCAGUGUUUCAUGGACUUACUCUACUGAUUACCAGAUUUUAUUUUUCAAAUGUUAGCAAUACCAUUCUCAACAUUAGCCAGUACACUGCCUGUGGAUGCAGCACAUCUUCCCUGGCAUCCCAGUAGGGACCUGCUGUUGAGAAGAACAUUGGAACUUGCUGUUCCCAGGAAAUGCUGCACAGUGUCCAUUUACCAGCAUCUUAUAGAAAUAACUAUGAAUCUAUGGAUUUUCUUGGAUUUAAUAAUGUAACUUAUAUUUAUCAUAAGGUUGGCUUAUUCCAAAUCAUGUGAUUUCACAUUCUUGAUGUAAAGGAAUGCAUGCAUCGUGUCUUAACCCCUUAAGUGCCUUGAGAUAUCUUUGUCUAAUGAAAAGGCACUCAUUUGACCCCAUAGGAGGUAUGUAUGUAUACUGUACAUUCUUAUAAUUUUAUGAAUUUUUAAUACAUUUACAGUGUUUUAAAAAAACCAGCUUCUUAUGUUGAGUGUUAUACAAAGAAAGGUAAGGGCGUUCUGUUUCUCUCAGUGCUUGCUUGUACUUUGCCAUAAAAGCCAGGAUCUCUGCUGAGAGUGUAUCUGCUGCUAUAGAAUUGUUCACAAUCUGUACAUUCCUUUACUGAGAGACAGGGGUUAAAGGUUAGCAGCUUAACUUAAAGAGAGGGUUUAUUCUUCAAAUUUCAUAUUUACUUUAUCCUAAGUUAAAAAAUGUUGUUUAACAUGUACACUAGAGGUAAAUAUAUUGGUACUCUAAGUUAUGGUGACAAAGUUAUUUAGUGUGGCCCUGAAGCCUCCUCCUAGCUCAUCUAAGGCUGGCUUCACACUGCUCUUGUCAUUGGGAUUCUUUAGACAAGGGAUUAAACAACUCUAGACUUUCUCUAAAUGUGACCCUCCACAAUAGUAAAAUGCCAGUUUCCUUGUCGUUGUAGCCUAUAUAUGCCUCUUAAAUUAUAAGCACGGCAGUGAGUCCUUCUUGAUGGAAGAUCCAGCUCCCAUUACAGAUGUGUAUGUUUUCCUUGUUUUAAGUCUUUGGAGACAGAUUUAAAAUUGCCCAACUUAAUGUGAGAACUUGUUCACUUUUUCACAUGUUAUUUUACAUGGAUGUGGUUAAAAUAGGCACAUUUGCUAGUGGUUUCAGAUUACUUCUGUAGUCUUGAUAAAACAUAGGUUCCAAUGAUAGAUAUUUUGGAAUGUUAUUUAGUUGGGGGAAUGAUAUACAUUUAAAAAUCUUUAGUAAAACAUACAUUAUUAUUUCACAUAUUCGGAACCCAUAGUAGUAAAAUUCAGAAGUUAAGCUUCUAAAUAUUAAUUACCAGGGUACCAAAUAAAUUGUCACUUAAAAAUAUUUCUUGUCUUAUUUUUUUAAAGAAAGAAAUAAACAUAAUCUUUAAAUCAAACAGAAGUCCCCCUAUUCUGAUUUCACAUGCAAGACAAUAUAAGUUAGACAAUGAACUAUAAUUUUGCUUACACAUUCCAUUCCAGAGACAAAUGUAAUUUAGGCUGGUAGGAUAUCAUUGCAAGUUAAAAAGGGAAUAAAGUUAUUUUAUUUCAUUGGUGGAUUUUAGCCUAAAUUUUAAAUCUUGCCAUGUGGAUAGAGGGUGACAACCAUAGACCGAAAGAGAAAACCUGUAUAGAAGGGCAGAAGGGCAGUGUCAUGAUUCAUUUGCUCUUUAAUAUAAAUAAAGCUUUGGGAACAUCUCUGUAGUUAGCACUGUUAUUGGCAGAGAGUAUUGCUGCCUUUUAAGUCAUCAGUGCUUGUUUUUACGUUAUAAGGGUAGAAUUAAAUUUGAAUUUUCCAUAGCAAUUUCUUCUUUGAGAACUAUGCUCCAUUAGUAUUUUACAUGUGAAAAUAGCCCUUAGGACAUUUAUUAGGCUCUUAAGCUAAAUUUAGCCUUUACAAAUCGUUAAUCUGGGUAUGCUAAUUAAACUUUCCUAGUUACCUAACUUGUAACACUGUCCUUUAAGCAUCUCAUCAGCUUAUUAAUCUAAAUAGAUUUCUAGAAAUAAUGCUAGUUUUCAUAUGCUAAGUAGUGCUACACUCCAUACAUAUUGAUGUAAUAUUGUGUAACAAAAACCAAAUUUCUUGAAUCAAACUACUUUUCCAUUUCACUCGCCACCCUUAAGUCCACACCCCGACAAACUCAAGAAAGAAUGUGUGUCUUCUGACAAGUGAGAAGUCAGUAUUGGUGAGUCAGGGCUUUUGUACAUGCUAAAAGGAAAUGUGACAAAAUUCCCCCUGUAAAUUCACAUGGCUUUUCUGCUUCUGUUAUUGGGCAUUUGGUUUUGUCAGCACUGCCAAGAUGCUCUGUAGUAAUCUUUUAAUGUAGACUUUGCAUUUACAAAAAGAAUAGGUUGUGAUCCAUUCAUUCAAAAGUGAGGCAGAAUAAACAGCCCAAGGAAAGCUUGUGUGUAUCUUGCUGGGCCGAGGAAUUGGGAAAGGGCAGUGAUUGAUCAUUCUGACUUAAGAAUAAAGGUAACAGUGUAUGAAAAUUGAACAGUGUAUUGAAAAUGUAGUUAUGCUGAGCCAUUAGGACAGUUGCUUGAAAGUUUUGGGUACUACUGUAUGUGCCUUCAUAGAGAAAGAUCAGUGCAUUGAUUUGUGGACUUCCUAAAGACAUGCCCACAGACUGAAUGGACUUUUAACCACGGGGUUGUUUAUAUAUCUUGGCAGGUCUGACCAAAUCUAAGGAGUUAUUUGAGAAAAAAAAAAUCUCUUGUCUCACUAGAAGUAGUACUUAAUUUGAGAGCUAAAAAUAUGAAAAAUUCUGUUCAUUCUCUAUGUCCUUGUUAUUAUAGGAAGGACCACAGGCCCAGCAAUUAAUUUAGAAGAAUCUGAUUAUCUUCAAACUUUCUAAUUCUCAAUUUAGUGUUGCUGUACUGGACUAUAACUUCAGUAAAUUGUGAAUACGAUAAAUUCUUGUAAAGUUUAUCUAUUUCUACUUGGGAAGCAUGCUGUGUUGUCACUUUGAACCUGUGACACUUUAGAAGUUUGAAAGGAGAGUUCAAAAGUGAUGCCAAUUAGGACUUGGACUCAGUUUACUAGUACUUCCCUAACAGGUUAGCAUAAGCUGUUGUAAAGUAUUUAGGCUGAUACAUAUGCAGUAUAAAACUGAACUGCAAGUAGGAAAGCAUUUUUAAAGCAUUUUUAAAACAUAGAACUGAGAUUUAGAACUAAUACCUACCUACAAAAUAAUAUAUUCAUGUGAACAUGUGAUAAAAUGGAAAUAUAGCUUGUUUAGCAGAAAGAGAAGGAAACUUGAACUUAUAGCAUUAUGCUAUCUAAUGUCUGUGUUUUGAAUAUUUAAAAUAUUUGAUGGUAAAGUUGCCAAAGUAGUUUUGAAUUCAUGUAAGUUGUUUAUACUACAACAAUGUGGGAUAUGUUUACAGGCUCUUUAUAGUACUUACUUUGUAGUUCUGAUGAAGUUUGGAGUUUGCAUUUAAGUCAUUUAUAGUAAAUAUAUGAUGAUAAAUAUUUGCUGGAAUAAAUGUCUCAGUAAAAUAGCAAAACCUAUCUAAGUAAUCCCACAGUUGCUUUCCUACAAGGUGCUGUGUCCAGAAAGCAAGUACUUUGUGUUACCAUUGCUCACACCCACCCACCCACAUGUGCACCAGACGACCAACUGCCAUUCCUAGAACCAUGUGGUGCUUCCUCCAAGUCAAACAGCUGUGUUAUUAUAAUUAAGGGGAUUGGAUUUGUCAACUAUCAGAAUUACUAAUCUAUCAACAGAUAAUUGUGUCUCAAUGUGAUCACAAAUUGUAGCAACUUUUAUGAGAUUCUUAGAGAAUUAUAUACAUGCAAAGAAAUUUAUGUAAUCUUAAAACCUUUUGAGGGCUAAUUGCUAAUAGAUAAUUUCAUCAUUUUUUAAGAGUAAAAGAAAUCAAUCCCAGAAUUAUAUGUUUUGGGUUCUGCUUUUUACCACAAUUCUUAUUUUGCAUGGAUUUCAUUUACUCUUAGUAGUUACUAUAUUUCUCUAUGUUAACAGAAACAACCUAUAUAUUCUAGCCCGCAAUUACUUGAUUUUUAUGCCUUACUGAAUUCUUUUGAGUAGAUAACAUAGUUAUUUUCUGUUUCCAUAUACCAAUGUGCUGCUGCUUAUUUACAUUUUUAUACUAUGGUAUACUGUUGAUUUCUAAACUCUUUUUUUUUUUUUU